AUGAUUUCAACAAUAAUUAUUAUUUUUACUUUAUUAAUCAAUGCAAGUGCUAUUAUUAAUUUUAAAUUGAAACGUAAAGAAAUUGGUUUCAUAGUUGAAAAUCCAUCUAUUGGUGAUAAAAUACGUGAAUUCCUUACAAGUCUUCAAUACUUUCGGAUAUUUAUUGGUCUUUGGAAUAUUUUAAUCAUAUUGGCUAUGUUUACGUAA
Messenger RNA from Rotaria sp. Silwood1, 207 nucleotides. NCBI's taxonomy places the organism in Eukaryota, Metazoa, Rotifera, Eurotatoria, Philodinida, Philodinidae. The record is from the annotation of a GenBank genome assembly.